GACGUCAGAUACGCGCAUGCGUGGACCGAUCGGGCGAUAAAGCAAGAUGGCGUCUGACCGAGAAGUCCUAAACGCGGGCAUUAUAUUUCUGUAUUCUUACAUAUAUGUUGUUUAAUAGAGUACACACGGUUAAUAAUUGUUUGUAGCCGGAUACAUUAGUCCGAGCGCACUUUGACACUUCUCCUGUUUGCUAGCUUCACUUAAGGUAGCUUGCAGCUAGUUUAGCUGGCUAGUUAGCUUAGCUUGUUAGCUGCUAACAAAGAGACGCGGAAGUUAUUUAAACAUCGCUAAGUAGGGAACUAAUGUGAGUGUAAAGUGUUGUGAUUGUGUGAAAAUGUGCGAAAGAACGACAGCAAAGUAUGAGGAGGAACUUCGUCCAACAAAAGAGGAGAAGGAGCGACAACAUCAACUACUGGAUGUUUAUUAUAAGAAACAUCAUCAAGUUGUGUUACACAGAACAGGCGUCUGUGAAGAACAACUUCAGCCUGAAAAACAGGAGUGUAGCUUCAGGAUGAUGAAGACGGAUCCUUCAAGGAGGAAGACCAGGCCCCACGGACCCUCUGGCGUCUCCUUUUCUUCUUUGACACAGACCCUUUCCUGUAAAAAGGAGGAGGAAGACUCAAUGACGCCCCAUGUUAAAGAGGAAGAGGAGGAACACAGCAUCAGUCAAGAGGGAUAUCAUCUUGAAGGACUGGUGGAGUUCCCAGUGACUGGUGUCCCUGUGAAGAGUGAAGAUGAUGAGGUCAAAGGUGAAAGUGAGGAGAGGGGAGGGGCGGAGCCUCCAAGCAGCAGCUCAACACAACACAUGAUAACAGAAGCUGUUGGAGACCACUGUGGAGGAUCACAAGCAGACAAGCUCUUAGCUCCACUAUCAGAUAGUGAGGACACAACGUCACACUCUCCUGACACUGAUGAUGAAGACUCUAAAGAUGAUAAGACAUGUCACACUGACAACACUCACUUCACAUGUUCUCUCUGUGACAAAAGCUUUAAAUACCAUUGUCAUCUGAAAACACACAUGAGAAGACACACUGGAGAAAAACCUUUUAUAUGUUCAAUAUGUGGUAUAGGUUUUGUAGAAAAUCGGUAUUUAAAAGUGCACAUGAGAACACACACUGGUGAAAAAACUUUUUCCUGUUCAAUCUGCGGUAAAUGUUUUGUUUUCAGUCACAAUUUGAAAUUGCACAUGAGAACACACACGAGUGAAAAACGUUUUUCCUGUUCAACCUGUGGUAAAGGUUUUACACAAAAUCAAUAUUUGAAAAGACACAUGAGAACACACACUGGAGAAAAACCUUUUACCUGCUCAACCUGCGGUAAAGGAUUUACACAAAGCCAUAAUUUGAAAGUACACAUGAGAACACACACUGGAGAAAAACUUUUUUCCUGUUCAACCUGUGGUAAAAGUUUUACACAAAGUCAUGAUUUGAAAGUACAUAUGAGAACACACACUGGUGAAAAACCUUUUUCCUGUUCAAUCUGUGGUAAAACUUUUACAGAAAGCCAGAGUUUGAAAAAACACAAGAGAAUACACACUGGUGAAAAACCUUUUUCCUGUUCAAUCUGCAACAGAAGCUUUUGUGACCAAUCAAACCUUGUAGCACACAUGAGAACACACCCAAGAGAGAAAGUGUUGAGUUGCACUGUGUGUGGUGAAAGAUUCUCUUUUAAGUACCAGUGUAAGAAACACAAGUGUGCUGGUGAGAACAGCAGCAGCAAAUGAAACUGCAGGAUUUGAAAUAAACUGUCAAGACUUUAAUUUUUACUUUCUAACAACAUCAGCACAUAUAACAUGUGUGACAUUGUUGUUUGUUUAACAAUCUUUUUAUUAUGCUCAUACAUUAAUAAAUUAUAUAGUUUGAAAUAUGAAAGUACUACAUAUUUGUUCUUCUAACUGUUAAUGAUCCCAUAGAUUAGCGCCUUUAUAUGAUAUACAUAUUUACUGGUUCACAUCUGAAACAUCUCUUGGACCACUUCAGGGAGCAUAUUAUCAUCAUCAUUUGAACAGUUGUCUUUUAUUCACUUUUACAAUGUUUGACUUUAUGAAUCAUUUGUUGGGUGUCUAUAAAGUACUAUCUAGCUAUCUAUAAUCUAUUUUAUUAAUUAUCUGUAUUAUGAUGAUUGUGUUGUGAUUGUUUUAUAUGUAUGUCCCCAGACCUUUAUGCAACAUAAAAGUGAGAAAAAAUGGCAGAUUUUUUUUAUGGAAAGAUGUUGUUGUUGUUUUUUUUACAAACUUACAUUUGUGGAUGUUUAAAAUAAAUCCAGUAUUGUGU
Nerophis ophidion (straightnose pipefish) is the source of this 2273-nucleotide messenger RNA. RefSeq names its product oocyte zinc finger protein XlCOF6.1-like. The transcript is spliced from 2 exons. Bases 335 to 1723 code for a protein of 462 amino acids. Gene Ontology annotation, biological process: regulation of cytokine production; negative regulation of transcription by RNA polymerase II; regulation of immune system process. NCBI's taxonomy places the organism in Eukaryota, Metazoa, Chordata, Actinopteri, Syngnathiformes, Syngnathidae. The record is from RefSeq and is a predicted model, not a curated record.